CAGGGGGAUAACUCAUAUGUUCCGGAGAAACAACAACAACAACAACAUUUACGAUAUACGUAUUGCGUGAGACGACUUUGUUUUCCCCGGUAGUUUUUCAGGCAUCAGUUAGGUGCAGUAAAACUCUAAAAUACUUACAUGAUGAAUGAUGACAGAGAUGAUGAUGGUGACAGAGGUUUCCCAUUUUUCGGAGGGUUCAGUGGGUUUGACAAAUAUUUCCAGGACAUGUCACGACAUAUGGAGGAAAUGUCCAGGCAAAUGGAAGAUAUGUUCAAAGAGGGCGGAAAUAUAAACAUAGGAUUCCACCCACCCAGCAUGACGGGAAGUUCCCCUCCAUUAAAUGAGGAUCCACGAGAUCAGAUGUUGAAAGGAAAUGACAGUGCUGAUGAAAGGAAGAAUUUUACCCAGGAGUCCUCACCAAACUCCCAGUCAGAGAUUCGACCAUUUUGGUCCACAAACACUCCGGACAACCGACUGUCUGUCUUCUCUAACAGUGACUCAUUUGUGACCGGUAGAAUGAAGAGCAUUCAGACUAUUCGUCAUGGAGACGGCUCAGUGGAGAGGAUAGAGAAAACUACAGAGAAUGGGCGUACUUGUACAACUGUCACCAAGACAGAUCCUAAUGGUGUUUCUACUACAACAACAACUUGUGAUAGACCUGCUAUAGAUGGUGCCCCAAGUCUUACCACCCCUGACAAACCUAGUUCCUCAAAACCAAUCUCUCCGGUGACAGAUCCAGGUGCUAUUACAGUUGUACCCAGUGUGAAUACUGAACUUACAAAAGAAGAUGCUGGUUUUUUCAGCAAAUUGUUUGGAAACUUUGGGUUUAAACCAAAAAGUUAAAAUUGCACACUUGUGACCUGAACUUGAUUGUAAAUCUGGAAUUUUGUCUUUCAUAAAAGGUUUAUUGACUAUUGAAUGGUGCAGAAAAGUGUUUAUGACUGUUUUAAAAAUAAAUGUUAUUAUUAUA
Mercenaria mercenaria is the source of this 970-nucleotide messenger RNA. RefSeq lists its product as uncharacterized. The record is from RefSeq and is a predicted model, not a curated record. NCBI's taxonomy places the organism in Eukaryota, Metazoa, Mollusca, Bivalvia, Venerida, Veneridae. Bases 139 to 843 code for a protein of 234 amino acids. The transcript is spliced from 6 exons.